UUAUAUUCCUCUCUCUCUUUCUCUCUCUCUCUCUCUCAAACACACACAAAUAUUUAUAUAAAAUUACACACGCUCAUUCGCACACACUCCUAUAUAUCUAUAUCUAUAUAUACACACAUCUAUAUCUAUAUAUAUACAUGUACCAUUUGUGAGUUGAUAGAGCCAUUGUGGAGGGUGCAAGAGGAUUUUUUUUUCGCUUUGUUGGAGGGUGUAUAUAGAGAAAAACUGAAAACCAAAACCUCUCUUUGAGGGGGGUUAGAAGGGGUCUUCACAUUAGAAAGAAAAGAAUAUAAAAGAAGCGUUUUUUUUUUCUUUUUUUUUUUCUGGGGUAAGAGGAGGAGGAGGCCUUGUAAACCCCGUCAUAUUGAACAAGGGGAGUGCAAAAGAAGAGGGAAAACUUGAAAAAGAGGGUGGUGAAAAUGAAGUACGUGUUGGUAACAGGUGGUGUUGUUAGUGGACUUGGGAAAGGAGUCACUGCUAGCAGUAUUGGUGUUCUUCUUAAGGCUUGUGGUCUUAGAGUCACUUCUAUCAAGAUUGAUCCCUAUCUCAAUACUGAUGCAGGGACUAUGUCUCCUUUUGAACAUGGAGAGGUGUUUGUCUUAGAUGAUGGCGGCGAGGUUGACCUUGACCUUGGUAACUAUGAACGUUUCUUGGACAUCAAACUAACCCGCGACAAUAACAUAACUACUGGAAAAAUAUAUCAGUCUGUUAUCGAGAAGGAGAGAAGAGGAGAUUAUCUUGGAAAGACUGUCCAGGUGGUUCCGCACAUAACAGACGCCAUCCAAGAGUGGAUAGAGUGUGUUGCGAAGAUACCGGUUGAUGGAAAAGAAGAGCCAGCAGAUGUUUGUGUGAUUGAAUUGGGUGGAACAAUAGGGCAACUUCUGUCUCGUUCAUGUCAGCUUGGUUCCUGUUCUCAAUGUUGUUGGCGAACAGAAAACAAAGCCAACUCAGCACAGUGUUCGUCAACUUAGAGGAUUAGGUUUGACUCCUAAUCUUCUUGCUUGUCGAAGUACAAAGAUUCUUGAUGACAACGUUAAGGCAAAGCUUGCUCAAUUUUGUCAUGUGCCGAUGUCAAACAUUGUUAAUCUCCAUGAUGUUCCGAAUAUUUGGCACAUACCCUUGCUAUUGAAAGAUCAGAAGGCGCAUGAGGCGAUCCUGAAAGCAUUAAACCUGCUGGGUGUUGCUAAAGAGCCUAAUUUGAAGGAAUGGACUACGAGGACAAAAGCUUAUGACAAAUGUCAUGAAACUGUUAGAAUUGCGAUGGUGGGAAAAUACACAGGCCUUUCAGAUGCAUAUCUUUCUGUUCUGAAGGCUCUUUUACAUGCUGCUGUUGCUCGCAAUCGUAAACUUCUUGUUGACUGGGUUCCCGCUGGUGAUCUUGAAGAUGUUACUUCUAAAGAGGAUCCCGAGGCAUACAAAGCUGCUUGGACGCUUCUGAAGGGUGCUCAUGGGGUUCUAGUUCCAGGAGGUUUUGGGGAUAGAGGAGUGCAAGGGAAAAUUCUUGCUGCUAAAUAUGCUCGAGAAAAUAAUGUUCCGUAUUUGGGCAUUUGCUUGGGUAUGCAAAUUGCUGUGAUAGAGUAUGCACGAUCCGUUCUGGGUCUGCAUGAUGCUACCAGCACAGAAUUUGAUCCCGAGGCCAAGAACCCUGCCGUCAUAUUCAUGCCUGAAGGUUCAAAGACUCACAUGGGAGGAACCAUGCGUCUUGGUUCAAGGAGGACCUUCUUUGAAGUUGCUGAUUGCAAAUCUGCAAAGUUGUAUGGUCAUGUAAAGUACAUCGAUGAGCGACAUCGCCAUAGAUACGAGGUUAAUCCUGACAUGAUAUCACAGCUGGAGAAUGCUGGUCUAUCUUUUGUAGGCAAAGAUGAAAGUGGGAAGCGCAUGGAGAUAGUAGAACUGCCUAGCCAUCCGUAUUUCAUUGGCGUACAGUUUCACCCAGAAUUCAAAUCCAGACCAGGGAAACCUUCUCCUGUCUUCUCAGGAUUAAUAGCAGCAGCUUGUGAACAAAAGAAAGCAAUACUACUACCAAGCAAUGGCCAUGCCAAGUUAACUAGUGGAAUAUAUAGUGGAGUGAACGGACACUCGUCGAUACUAAAAUCUCACCCAAACGGUAACGGCUUCAUUGCAUCCAAUGGCACCUUAAACCUAUAUGCCAAGGGCAACGGUGUAUGUGUCGACGGUAGUUGUUAGUCGGUCAUCAGUGUGUUGGUGACAGUACCAAAAGUCCUGGUAUAAUUCUCUCCAAGGGCAUCAUCGUCAUAUCGUGUUGUCCUCGGUUUUUCCCUGUACAGUUAGUGAGUUGGAUAGAUCUCCAGAAUGAAACAAGUUUUGAGUCUAACAGCAAUUUCUUCAUGUUUCUUCCCUAGUUUCUUCUACAUUGUGUUUAUGGUGUGGCAUUUGGAGCCACCAUUGAUUUAAUUUGAUUUUCAGGUUCUUGUUGGUUAGAAACAUUGGCCAAAGACUAGUUCUAUUACACUCCACUCACUUUGAUCAUGCCAAAUAUUUGGGCUUUGGUGGCUUUUUCCAGUGGCAUUUUAGGAAAUUUCUUCUUUAGUAUACAGGCUUUUGUUCUUCUUUUCUCGUGUUCUCUUUUUUUUUUUUUUUUUUUUUUUUUAUAAUUUUGUUUUCUUCUGCGUGGCCAUAAUGUAAAACUCUUUUAUGUUAUGCACAUUGAAGUUGAAUUUAGU
Messenger RNA from Arachis ipaensis, 2684 nucleotides. NCBI's taxonomy places the organism in Eukaryota, Viridiplantae, Streptophyta, Magnoliopsida, Fabales, Fabaceae. The record is from RefSeq and is a predicted model, not a curated record.